AUGGGACGGUACAAUCUGACUGCUCUCCGUGUGAGACGGACAGCAUUAGCCAUUAAACAAUGUGGUAAGCCAGGGACGCGACAGCCCUGGCUCGACGUUAUGGCGGAUAUCCCACCUGCGUCGAUUCUUGUUCGCAAUCAAGCCCAGCCACAUCCUGUCGUCAAACAACGAGUAAAAACUGUUCAGGGGGAAUCGAAACCGCAAAUUGAAAUCACAACGCCAACUGGCCAAAACCUCGCAUCGAAGAAACCGCGUCGCAUCUUUCAACCCAAAGAAAUACGCUAUGAAGAGGACGAGCUACGAAAAGAGUUUUUCCGCGAUCAUCCAUGGGAACUUGCCAGACCACGAGUGGUUCUUGAGAACGACGGGAAUGAUCAUCAAAGAUACAAUUGGCAGAGGAUCCAGCAACCGGGAAAGAGACUUGAUGGAGAAAGUGUUGUGCAACGGCAGCUAUAUCUCCUCAACAAUGUACCCGACAUGACUAAAGGUGCUGCAUAUGACAUUGCGCGCCACGAAUUUUACCAGUUGCGACUACAGGAAGAUGUGGAACGACGGGUUGCUCAAGAGGAGGCAUUGGCAACAGGUGCAUAUUUCGGACCAGAUAUGCAUACUGUGGGAAUGGAACUGGAGAACCAAGAAUAUGAAAAAUGGAAGGUGUGGGCAGAGAGCGAAAUUCAAGCUAUGGAGCAGCGUCUUGCAGCUUUCACUGGUUCUACUGGUCCUACGGAAGAGAGCAGAGAAUCCGUCGACGAAACCCCGUUGAUAGAGGAGGAGGAUGUGGUAAUGCCACCAGAGGGAUCGGAGCCGGAAGCUUCAGCGGGAUCCACGUUAAAUUAA
This is a messenger RNA of Paracoccidioides lutzii Pb01, 837 nucleotides long. RefSeq names its product 37S ribosomal protein S25, mitochondrial. The transcript has 2 exons. Gene Ontology annotation, molecular function: structural constituent of ribosome. Bases 1 to 837 code for a protein of 278 amino acids. The record is from RefSeq and is a predicted model, not a curated record. Gene Ontology annotation, cellular component: mitochondrial small ribosomal subunit.